AUGGCCCCAGCAGACGUCUUUGCCGUGGCGCUGGCGGUAGCGGCUGAAACCGCUACGGCGACCACUACACAUGUAUUGGCGCCGUCGACAACAGCCGCCUACGACCUACGAAUCUCUCUACGCACCUAUACGACCACGGCGAAGCCGACGGCGACGACGCCGUCACGAACGGCGCAUUCCACGUCGGUCGCGACGGCCACAGCAAUGUCCUCCACAUGCUGGCCGGGCCCCUGCUCGCCGUACAUGGCCGUCUCGUUCGCCCCGUUUCCGGAACAAGGCAACAGCCGGUUCAUCAGCGAAUGGGGCGGAGCCGCGUUUGCGGCCGCGUUUGGGGCUUUGGCCAUUGUACAUCUCGUGCAGGGCUGCUACUACCGGCUGUGGAAGGUCGCGACAGCGGCCGUGGCCGGCGGUGUGGCGGCGCUCACCGGGUACACGUUGCAAGCAGUGGCCUCCUCGGCGGCCGUCGACGGCAACGUCGACCUGCAGCCGUACCUCUUGGCGGCCGCGUUUGUCCUUUUGCAGAUUGUGCCGCUGUGCAUUACGCUCGUGCCAUUUGCGACUCUCAACCGACUGGCGCGCACGCGGUUCUUGCCGGCGCACGAUAGUCUGUCCGAGGCCGUGCGGCGGCCGUGGCCAGCAAAUGGCCGCUGGGUGGCGGCGUGGCCUGUGUGGGUGCUGUUCAUGGUCGCGGCAGGGGCGCAGGCGGUGGCCGUCGCGUUUUUGGUGUACUGCGGACUGACGGCCUCGUCCACGUACAGAAUCGCGCAAACCUUCCUGAUGGUGGCCGAUCUGGUCUGGACUGGCGGACUUGCCGGACAGGGCAUCGUGGUGCUGAUGCUGCUCGCCGCCGUCACGCAGGCAUACGCAACACUCCCGCCGGCGCGACAGGGCGGCCGGCAAGAGCGUGACGAGGCUGGCACGGUCCGGCCAUCGCUGCCCCCGCAGCGACGACGACAGAUCAUCUGGCUGCUGGGGACGACAUACGGCGUGUUGGCGCUGGUGACGAUGCGGGUGGUGUACCGGACGGUGGAGGCCGUGGAAGCCGCAAAAGGGAGAUCGGUGCAGUCCUUGUCGCCUUCAACCCUACCAAUGCAAAUGGCAGCGGCCUCCGCCUCACGAAAUGCUUUGUACGCGCUGGUACUCGACGCCCUGCCGACCGUUCUGGCGCUUUUCCUGCUGUGUGCAUGCCACGCGGGCUGGGCGCUACCGGCAGACGAUGCGCGCCACCGUGCCAGCCAGCGUGGAAGUGUGCACAGUGGCGGCCGCGGCAGUGGCAGCAACAGUCCAGCCAACGCUGGUGUCGGUGUCGGCGGCGUUGGUGAUGGUGGUGGUGACAACGAAGAUAUGGACGAGCGAAGGGACGCCCUUCACGACUUACGCGACAUGGGCAGCCCAGGUGAAGGUGGGCGAGAAUACUUUGGGCAGUCCGCUGUGCCCGUCGUUGCUGGCGCCGUUGGGCACAUGCCAACAGAGCACGUCCUCCUCCAGCAAAGGGCUGCCCUCCAGCAGCAUUACCGACAACGACAGCGUCAACAACAUGUGUUCCGGCCGCGCCACUCGCCACCGGCCGUCGUCGAGGCCUUGGCGCGUUCGUCGCUGUCGGCGUCGCUCUCGGUAUCCCUCCCGCGCGAAUCCUUUGGCGGCGGUGCUCGUCCGGCACUACCACAUGCUCCCGGCGAGCUCCACGAGCCUACUGGUGGAGCGCCGCGACGACUGUUGGCACGAAUCUCCACAGAGAACUUUAUCCUGUUUAGAUUCUUAAACUCGCCAUCACGAUCGACGUCCGGACGCAGUGGGCCCUGGGCCAUACCGUGGGGUGCGCGCAGUGCAGCCAGUCGUGCAGCCAGUCAGAGCCAGAGUCACAGCCGGAGUCAGAACCAGAGUCAAAGCCACGGAGGCAGCCGUGUCGACGGGGAUGAUCCGUUUGCUGGUUUUGACGAUGUGGCACAUGCUGGCUUGCAGCGGGAAGAGAUGGAAAAAAGGAAAAGGACAGGAGAGACAGUGACAGAGAAGACGAUCUCGGCGUAG
This is a messenger RNA of Sporothrix brasiliensis 5110, 2028 nucleotides long. RefSeq lists its product as uncharacterized. The transcript has a single exon. Gene Ontology annotation, cellular component: membrane. The coding region runs from base 1 to 2028 and encodes 675 amino acids. Lineage: Eukaryota; Fungi; Ascomycota; Sordariomycetes; Ophiostomatales; Ophiostomataceae. The record is from RefSeq and is a predicted model, not a curated record.